UGGGCAGACCACCAUCGGGACUUGAAACUCGAAUCCAUCUCGAACGUUGUCAUCAAUCUCAAUCCAUUUGCCCUUAAAAUAAACCUUAAAUACCAACACAAGCAGCUCACUUAUUUUCCUACACCAAAAUGGAAGCCACAUCAGAAAAUAACUUUCAAGAAUUCUACGUCAAAUGGCAAAACAAGCACAACCAGCACCUCUAUGAACUUACCAACGCAUCCAAAACCCAACCCCAACAACCUCAAUCCGAUUCAUCCUUGUCCGGUUUGGUCGAACGUGUGAUUUCCCACUAUGAGGAGUAUUACAGAAUCAAAACAAAAUGGGCGAAAACAGACGUUUAUCUCCUACUCUCACCCCCAUGGAACAGUCCCUUAGAGGACGCUUUCCUCUGGGUAGGUGGGUGGCGUCCCACCACCGCCUUCCACCUCCUCUACUCCAAAUCCGGUUUACAAUUCCAGGCCCAGUUUUCCAAUAUGCUAAUCGGAGCAAAAACCGGCGAUUUGGGCGACCUGUCACUGGACCAGCUUGGCCGGAUUGAUAUUUUCCAGAAAGGAACAAUACAAGAGGAGAGAGAGAUUACCGAAAAGGAGGCCAAGCAGCAAGAUAGGGUGGCGGACAAGGAGAUGGUUGGGCUGAGUCACGACGCCAGCUCUGAGUCAACUCGCCCAGUCGGAGGUACUAGUUUGGAUAUAGGCAGCCUGGUCAACUCGGUUUUGAAGCCGAAGGAGGAAGGUUUCCAGAUGCUUCUGCAGAGUGCUGAUGAACUGAGGAUGAAAACGCUCAAGGGUGUUAUCGACAUUUUGUCUCCAAUCCAGGCCGUUCAUUUCUUGAUCGCUGCUGCGGAGCUACAGCUGUGUCUGCAUGAGUGGGGGAAGGACAAACAAGACGAGCAAUUAGCAGCAGCAAGCAGUACCACCCAACUACCUGCGGUUACGUAUUAAUAUUCCGGCCAGUUUUUUUUUUUUUUUUUUAUUACAUCUUCUGUUCGUAGCUGCUACUACUACAGUCCUUUUUUUCUUUUUUUUCCAUGUUUUGUACUUUAUGCACACUACAUGGUUGUUUGUUGCAAGGUGUUUGAUAUUUGUGAGGAAUACCUCAAACAGAUAUCAGUGCAACCUUUUUUUUGUUGUCGAUUGUUCUCUGUCGCUUACCAAGUGAAAGAGAACCGUCUUCGAUUGUAAUACUGUCUCGCUCUCA
Messenger RNA from Erythranthe guttata (spotted monkey flower), 1197 nucleotides. RefSeq names its product protein DOG1-like 3. The record is from RefSeq and is a predicted model, not a curated record. Gene Ontology annotation, biological process: DNA-templated transcription. NCBI's taxonomy places the organism in Eukaryota, Viridiplantae, Streptophyta, Magnoliopsida, Lamiales, Phrymaceae. Gene Ontology annotation, molecular function: sequence-specific DNA binding.